Molecule: messenger RNA, 1614 nt
Organism: Fonsecaea erecta
Lineage: Eukaryota; Fungi; Ascomycota; Eurotiomycetes; Chaetothyriales; Herpotrichiellaceae
Product: isocitrate lyase
Exons: 3
Coding region: 1-1614 (537 amino acids)
Biological process (GO): carboxylic acid metabolic process
Molecular function (GO): isocitrate lyase activity
Source: RefSeq, a predicted model, not a curated record
AUGUCUUCUCUCGACCAAGAAGAGCAGCUCUACCUGCAAGAAGUAGAGGCCGUCAAGAAGUGGUGGGCCGACUCCAGAUGGCGGUACACCAAACGACCCUUCACAGCCGAGCAGAUUGUGCAAAAGCGAGGCACCAUCAAGAUCCAGUACCCCAGCAACGACCUAUCCAAGAAGUUGUGGAAGCUGAUUGAGCACCGGUUUGCGACCAAGACCGCUUCCGCCACCUAUGGCUGCCUCGAGCCCACCAUGCUGACCCAGAUGAACAAGUACCUGGACACUGUCUACGUCUCUGGCUGGCAAUGCUCGUCCACCGCAUCCUCGACGGACGAGCCUUCUCCCGAUCUGGCCGACUAUCCCAUGAACACCGUGCCCAACAAGGUCCAGCAUCUGUUCAUGGCCCAGCUGUUCCACGACCGCAAGCAGCGGGAAGAGCGCCUGACCACCCCCAAAGACAAGCGAGGCCAGGUGGCCAACGUGGAUUAUCUGCGGCCCAUCAUUGCUGACGCAGACACCGGCCACGGAGGUCUCACGGCCGUCAUGAAGCUCACUAAGCUGUUUGUCGAAAAAGGUGCCGCGGGCAUCCACAUUGAGGACCAGGCUCCAGGCACCAAGAAGUGCGGCCACAUGGCGGGCAAAGUGCUCGUCCCCAUCUCCGAGCACAUCAACCGUCUCGUCGCCAUCCGCGCCCAGGCCGACAUUAUGGGCGUCGACUUGCUUGCUGUGGCUCGGACCGACUCAGAGGCGGCGACCCUGAUUACCACGACCAUUGACUACCGCGACCACGCCUUCAUUCUCGGAUCCACUAACGCCAACCUUCAGCCGCUCAACGAUCUCAUGGUCGCGGCCGAACAAGCCGGCAAGAACGGUGAUGAACUUCAAGCCAUCGAAGACAGCUGGAUCGAGCAAGCGGGCAUCAAGUUGUUCGACGAGGCUGUGGUCGACGCCAUCAACGCCGGGGUUCACGUGGACAAGGCAGCCCUUAUUGAGAAAUACAAGGCCGCCUCCAAGGGCAAAUCCAACAGUGAAUGCCGCGCCAUCGCCAAGGGAUUGACCGGCGUUGACAUCUACUGGGACUGGGAUGCCCCCCGGACAAGAGAAGGGUUUUACAGGUACCAGGGAGGGUGCCAAUGCGCGGUCAACAGGGCGAUCGCCUAUGCGCCAUAUGCAGAUAUGAUCUGGAUGGAGAGCAAGCUGCCCGAUUACGCCCAGGCUCAGGAGUUCGCCGAGGGCGUGCACGCCGUCUGGCCCGAGCAGAAACUUGCAUACAACCUCUCGCCGUCCUUCAACUGGAAACGCGCCAUGUCCUCGUCGGAGCAAGAGACGUACAUCCAGCGCCUCGCCGAGCUGGGUUAUUGCUGGCAAUUCAUUACCCUGGCCGGCCUCCACUCGACCGCGCUCAUUUCCGACACCUUCGCCAAAGCCUUCGCCAAGCGCGGCAUGCGGGCCUACGGCGAACUCAUCCAGGAGCCCGAGAUGGAGAACAAAGUCGACGUCGUCACCCACCAGAAGUGGAGCGGUGCCAACUACAUCGACAACAUGCUCAAGAUGGUGACUGGCGGUGUCAGCAGCACCAGCGCCAUGGGCAAGGGUGUGACGGAGACGCAGUUCCAUUAA